CGAUCCCUCACAGGAGAUAUACAACACCUGUCCCUGACCCAGGGUCUUGGGUAAUUUUGGAAAAGGGGGAGGAUGAACAACCAAAAUGGAUCAAAAAGCCUUACCGAAAGCGUCAUUGGGCGAGCGCUGGACACUCUCAUGUCCCCGUGCUCUACGUCCACCGCCCGCCAGGCUUCUCUUCGCCGACUGGAGGAAGUUAUCCUGGCUGUGAUGCAAUCACGCAGCGAGUACUCCAACCUUGCUGCGGGCGACACCUCGGCACGACCCUCGCAGGUAAAGGUAAAAGGCAAACAGAAGGACACGCACGAUGUGCGUCACGUGUGGUGCACACUGCAAGAUAGUCCGCGCUUGAAUGUCGCGCACGCCCUUGUCGCGCACAUACGAUGUCUUCUGUCUGCAAUGACAGCGCCUCCGGGGUUCUAUGGGGCGUCCGAAGGGAUGAAGGAAUUUGUACCCCCAAGCCAAGUGCCAACGGACAUGCUGCAAGAGCUGCUGUCCUGCUUUCGUUUACUGCCGGGGCUUUGCCUCACCCAUAUUGCAAGCAAACAGCUGUGCGCCCAACGAGGCGUCAUCGAUCUUUGCCUCACACUGGCCCGUGUCUUAGUUGCGAUUGCCGCGACAAACGCGGCCUCGAACCACAAUGCAGCAUGCGACGAAGAGAGGCUCCCUAUGCAACAGCUUCUCACUUCGAUUGCAGCGGCGCUGACUGCCAUUCUUAUCGAUGACGAGCGAGCAGCUGAAGAGUUCGAGCAACGCGGCGGUCUUGAAACCCUCAAAGAUAUGAUGUCAAUCUCUUCGGAACCACGCGGUGUUCUGAGCACGUCAGUCGCAAGUAGCAGUGCCAACACUCUGAUACAAUCUCGGGCCGCUCCUACUAAGAGGUUUGAGCCAUCAAGAGCCGCUUCAGAUGGAAGCAAAGAGAAAGGGAGGAGAUCAGAGGCAGACCCGCUGCACUGGGCGUGUUUGGAGCUCCUCACCUCUCUGUAUCGUCCGGAGGAGUUCGAGGCGAUUUCAAAGCGGGAAUCGCCGCGCAAGAGGCGCAGGCGUAACAUGGGCGGAGCGUCGAGUCGCGACAUUUCGCCUGAAGAGCGCAAAGCUGCUCAAAUUCAAGGCCUCGAUCAGCCUGCAGCCUUGUCAAUCCGGGAUCAGCCAAGGGUGCGUAAAGUGCCGUCGACUUCAAGCCUGUUCGAUACAGACGCCCGGGCAUCGGGCCCCUCGACACGGCGAAUUACAUCAGAUCACACUGCAACCUCGCGCAUGCUGCAAGUUGAAAGCGCCUCCAUCCUCCGUCGCGGGCGAAGCUUACAGGCAAUGCGUCCGGACAGCAGCGCGGCGCCAUCGCGUCUCGGUGAGGCAACACAAGCAACCCCUAGACUUCGCCAAGUCGCUUCUUCUUUGGCCUUGACCUCAAGCAAGACCGCCAGAAAAGUCUUUACUGAUCCCGAGAAGAAAGUCAUCAAGGACAAGCGAGCGAGUUAUACCGCGCUUGGCCUCGGAGGCGGGCGCAUCGCGCAAAACGGCGCGACCGCGCCUGCUACCGAAAUUCGAAGGUCUGCACGACUAUCAAAUGGAGCGUCGGAGACAGAAUCGAGGCCAGCAUUCGCGGAGCCCGUGUCCGUUUCCCGAGGUAACCGUCCAAAAGAAACUCGCACCGUUACACCAGUGUUCGCACAAGCCUUGACCGACUUUCAGAGCAAGGACGUCCCCAUGUCACCUGCUGUCAAACGCGCCCAUGCCGUUCGAUCACUGCCGUAUAACAAAAGCAAGCAACGCCUCGACUUGCUUCUUAGCCAGCGAUUCAAGGACGAGCCCUCAGCAAUGCAUGCGACACAUCCUCCUGGUAGACGUGCAGCGUUGAUGUCGCUCAACGGCCAUCGAAGUGGGCACUCUUCUCAGGCAAGCUAGAAUAGAAGGCCACCAAUCGCCUUCCAACCCAUUUGCAGGAC
This is a messenger RNA of Tilletiaria anomala UBC 951, 1946 nucleotides long. RefSeq lists its product as uncharacterized. Lineage: Eukaryota; Fungi; Basidiomycota; Exobasidiomycetes; Georgefischeriales; Tilletiariaceae. The record is from RefSeq and is a predicted model, not a curated record. The transcript is spliced from 4 exons. The coding region runs from base 73 to 1905 and encodes 610 amino acids.